Messenger RNA from Pyricularia pennisetigena, 693 nucleotides. RefSeq lists its product as uncharacterized. The record is from RefSeq and is a predicted model, not a curated record. The transcript has 2 exons. The coding region runs from base 1 to 693 and encodes 230 amino acids. Lineage: Eukaryota; Fungi; Ascomycota; Sordariomycetes; Magnaporthales; Pyriculariaceae.
AUGGCCAUUCUUCAAAUCUGGGAUGCUAUUAUUGAUGAAAAAGUUUUGUUCGACAGCUCAGGCAUUUAUAUGAUUCCCAGCCGGAUAAAUAUCGGAUCCUUGGGACCACAGACGUUUAUAGUUCCGCGGCUUAAGACAUGCCCCGCAAGCUUGGAACCGCCCUACGCGCACGGCCAUACUUUCGCAAAUGUAACGGAGUUACAAACGCAGGUUGUGCAGCCUAGCAAUGAGAUAUACGCAGAGGCUUUCGCCUUGUCGGAGUUCGAAAACACCAAUAUUGGCGGAUUUGAAAAUAACGAAAAUGAAAAGGAAUUCGACAUCGCGGACAGCGAGGAUAGCGAAGAGGAGGAGGGUUGGGAGGAUGAAAAUGAAUAUACAGAUGACGACGAAUACGAUAACAACGAUGACGGGAGUGAUGGUGAUUACGAAGAGAUAAACGAAAAAGGAAAUAUGUCCCGGGUAUAUGGCCAGUCCCAGAAAUCUACCGAAGGCUGGGGGGACUCUUUUUCGGAACUUAUCAAACUGGACAUGGAUUUGGUAAACAACACCCAGGAGCUCGACGGGGGAGCGGAACCGCUUCGGAAGAUCCUAACCCCUGCCGCCUCUAGGAAGUCCGUGAAACGUGGGUUUGCAGGUAUCGAGGGAGGUGAGAAUGGGACACAAAGCAAGAAGUCAAGGAAGCAACAGAAGUAA